Molecule: messenger RNA, 794 nt
Organism: Phycodurus eques (leafy seadragon)
Lineage: Eukaryota; Metazoa; Chordata; Actinopteri; Syngnathiformes; Syngnathidae
Gene: rps9
Product: ribosomal protein S9
Exons: 5
Coding region: 131-715 (194 amino acids)
Biological process (GO): translation; positive regulation of translational fidelity
Cellular component (GO): cytosolic small ribosomal subunit
Molecular function (GO): rRNA binding; structural constituent of ribosome
Source: RefSeq, a predicted model, not a curated record
CGGACACGCCGUCGUGCUUUUUGUUAUUGAGUCGGAUUUGUGAUGCAUUCUCACUAGGGUGCAUUCACUGAAAUCAGUCGCAUGUAUCAAUUUAAAUAGUCGACUUCUAAUGAGGCACUUGUAAGCCGCCAUGCCCGUUGCCAGGAGUUGGGUCUGUCGCAAGACAUACGUCACCCCCCGCCGUCCCUUCGAGAAGUCCCGUCUCGACCAGGAGUUGAAACUCAUUGGUGAGUAUGGAUUGAGGAACAAGCGAGAGGUGUGGAGGGUCAAGUUCACCCUGGCCAAGAUUCGUAAGGCUGCCAGAGAGCUGCUCACUCUGGAUGAGAAGGAACCAAAGCGCCUGUUCGAAGGAAAUGCCUUGCUCAGGCGUCUGGUGCGUAUCGGCGUGUUGGACGAGGCGAAGAUGAAGCUGGAUUACAUCCUGGGUCUUAAGGUUGAGGACUUCUUGGAGAGGAGGCUACAGACUCAGGUUUUCAAGCUCGGACUGGCCAAGAGCAUCCACCACGCCCGCGUGCUUAUCCGCCAGAGGCACAUCCGUGUGCGCAAGCAGGUGGUGAACAUUCCCUCCUUUGUGGUCCGCCUGGACAGCCAGAAGCACAUCGACUUCUCCCUCAGGUCCCCGUACGGCGGUGGACGUCCGGGCCGCGUCAAGAGAAAGAACUCCAAGAAGGGCCAGGGUGGAGCUGGUGGAGCUGAUGACGAGGAGGAGGAUUAAGAAGGAUGUCAGUCAGGAUGCAUGUUCUUGAUACUUCCUGUCAAGUUUUCAAUAAAUACUUUGGUGUGACCAAAAAACA